GAAGCAGUACCUCCUGUUUCGUAUCGUUUACUUUAUCGGCACACAUGCGUACAGUUUCCGUUAAACACACGUAAAAUGGUGAAAUGUUAUCCAGUAGCUUGACACAGUAAGGCACAAAAUGGUGGAAAGAUGCUAUCCGUAAAAGCAAGCAGGUAUCUUCAAGUUGUGUCCUUUUCACUGCCACUACCCCCCAGACGUCGACCUUCCCCGUUUUUCCGGGCGAUUCGUCGCGGUAUGGCAGCAACGAGCAGAGCAGAGGUGACCCGGUUCGACUUCCUGGUGAUCGGCGGCGGCUCCGGAGGUCUCGCCGGGGCGCGGAGGGCGGCGGAGCUGGGCGCCACCGCUGCCGUGAUCGAGAGUCACAAACUCGGAGGUACCUGCGUGAAUGUCGGCUGCGUCCCAAAGAAGGUGAUGUGGAAUGCAGCGGUCCACGCCGAGUACCUGCACGACCACGCCGAUUACGGCUUUGACGUCGGAAGCGUUCAAUUCAGUUGGGAAGCUCUGAAAACAAAACGGGACGCUUACAUCAGUCGCUUGAACCACAUUUAUCGCAGCAAUCUGGACAAGGCAAAAAUCCAAACCAUCGAAGGUCACGCCAGGUUCACUAGCGAUCCCCAGCCGACGGUGGAGGUCAGCGGCAGGAAGUACACGGCGCCGCACAUCCUCAUCGCCACCGGGGGGCAGCCUUCUGUGAUGAGCGAUGCUGAGGUUCCAGGAGCGAGUCUGGGCAUAACCAGUGAUGGCUUCUUUGAACUUGGGAGCCUUCCGAAACGUAGCGUUGUCGUGGGUGCUGGGUACAUUGCCGUGGAGAUGGCGGGCAUCCUCGCCACACUUGGCUCCAAAACCUCCCUCAUCAUACGACAAAGUGAAGUUCUGAGGAGCUUCGACAGCUUCAUCAGCACCAACUGCACCAAGGAGCUGCAGAACUCGGCCGUGGACUUGUGGAAAAACUCUCAGGUGAAGUCGGUGCGGAAAACCGACGCAGGGCUGGAGGUGACGCUCGCCACCAAAGACCCGGAGAGUAACGGCGAGGAGACGAUCAGUACAAUUCAGGAGGUGGACUGUCUCCUGUGGGCCAUCGGCAGGAAGCCCAACACUUCUGGGCUGAACAUCGGCGAGAUGGGCGUGGACACGGAUGACAGAGGCCACAUUGUAGUGGACGAGUACCAGAACACCAGUCGAGCAGGAAUCUACGCCGUGGGAGAUGUUUGUGGCCGAGCUCUACUCACUCCUGUUGCCAUCGCCGCAGGCAGGAAGCUUGCCCACAGACUUUUUGAGGGCAAGAAAGACUCCAAGUUGGACUACUCCAACAUUCCCACAGUGGUGUUCAGCCACCCGCCCAUCGGCACCGUGGGCCUCACAGAAGAGGAGGCCAUCGCAGCCAGAGGAAAGGAGAACGUGAAGGUCUACACGACCUCCUUCACGCCGCUCUACCACGCCAUCACCAGCCGCAAGAGUCCGUGCGUCAUGAAGCUGGUGUGUGCCGGCAAGGACGAAAAGGUGGUGGGUCUGCACAUGCAGGGUCUAGGAUGUGAUGAGAUGCUGCAGGGCUUCGCUGUGGCCGUCAAACUCGGUGCUACCAAAGCAGACUUUGACAAGACGGUGGCUAUCCACCCCACCUCCUCCGAGGAGCUUGUUACCAUGCGUUAAGAGGACACAAGCAGCCUUCAGGUCUCACGACACCAUCACCAAAGUAUGAAAAUGUGCUCCAAAAAAAACACUUUUUUUUCUAUUCCUUUCAAUUUUCUGACUUAUCUGACCCAAAUGGAACACCUCUGAAUUGCACAGUAGUAGGUCAUGAUGACUGAGUGAUUAUUAUUCUAUUUUAAUAAUAAGUGUGGAAUGGAAGUGAUGGAUCUCAAUGGCCAGUCCAAAGAACUCAAUCAUUUUAUAUUACGUUGUCAUUUGUUAGAGCACCCGCUGCACUGAGAAAUAAACAUGCCUUCUGUUUUCA
Messenger RNA from Nerophis ophidion (straightnose pipefish), 1954 nucleotides. RefSeq names its product glutathione reductase (gene gsr). The coding region runs from base 130 to 1650 and encodes 506 amino acids. The record is from RefSeq and is a predicted model, not a curated record. NCBI's taxonomy places the organism in Eukaryota, Metazoa, Chordata, Actinopteri, Syngnathiformes, Syngnathidae. Gene Ontology annotation, molecular function: NADP binding; glutathione-disulfide reductase (NADPH) activity; flavin adenine dinucleotide binding. The transcript has 13 exons. Gene Ontology annotation, biological process: cell redox homeostasis; cellular response to oxidative stress; glutathione metabolic process. Gene Ontology annotation, cellular component: cytosol; mitochondrion.